UAGUGAUAUUUUGAGAAACGUCAAGUGUGCUGGUUUGUCAUUCUUGAUAGAAAAUCCUGAAUAAUUUGGAAAAAUCACAGCGAAUUUUGAUACAAUUUAAACAUUAACGAAAAUCAUGAAUUUCCUUCCCAAAACAAGAACGUCAUUCGUGCGUGCUAUCGUCAAUGUUAGAAUGUAUGCAGGCGAACCUGGAUCUGGAGCCGGUAAGGGUGGUGGUGGUGGUGGUUCGAUUCGAGAAGCCGGUGGUACCUUCGGUAAAAUGGAAGCUGCUAGAGAAGAUGAAUACUUCUACAAGAAGCAAAAGGAACAACUAGCAAACCUGAAGGGGCACUUGAACAAGGAGAUUGCCUUCCACCAGGAGCAGAUCAAACGACAUGAGGAUGCGAUCAGGCGUCACAAAGAACAAAUGUCUGACAUUGAAAAGCCCCAAUGAACUGGACAUCGAUAGUGAUAGUUUUCGAAGGCCUAAGAAUAUUCCUACAAAACAAAGAAGAAUAUAAAAUUUAUAUUGUUUUAAGUAAACUCUCCGGCUUUUAUUUUCUCUAGUUGCUAAAUUUCAAAAUAAAAAACUAAAGUAAUUUU
Molecule: messenger RNA, 582 nt
Organism: Bombyx mandarina (wild silkworm)
Lineage: Eukaryota; Metazoa; Arthropoda; Insecta; Lepidoptera; Bombycidae
Product: ATPase inhibitor mai-2, mitochondrial
Biological process (GO): negative regulation of ATP-dependent activity
Cellular component (GO): mitochondrion
Molecular function (GO): ATPase inhibitor activity
Source: RefSeq, a predicted model, not a curated record